Scomber japonicus (chub mackerel) is the source of this 2458-nucleotide messenger RNA. RefSeq names its product tnf receptor-associated factor 4a (gene traf4a). The transcript is spliced from 7 exons. Lineage: Eukaryota; Metazoa; Chordata; Actinopteri; Scombriformes; Scombridae. Gene Ontology annotation, molecular function: protein binding; zinc ion binding. Gene Ontology annotation, biological process: activation of NF-kappaB-inducing kinase activity; signal transduction; positive regulation of JNK cascade. The coding region runs from base 356 to 1768 and encodes 470 amino acids. The record is from RefSeq and is a predicted model, not a curated record.
UUCAGGGAGCCUCACAGCAGCUACAUAGAGCCGUAAACCUGCACACAAGGCGAAUCGGGACCAAUCUGUGAUCAGUUUCCUGCAUUGGAGCCUCUUUGUUGCCAUCAGUCGACCCGGCUGCAAGGAGGAGUAGCUGGGGGAGAUAGAGAGAGAGAGAGAGAGGACUCGCCUCCUGAAAGCCCGAUCUGUCUGUGGCGGAAGGGACGUGAUAUGAACCUUUCAUCGGCUUAAACGGCAGUGCAGCUAAAUAGCCCCGUUUUGCUGGGGGGGUGGGGGGUUAGCGGAGGAUCGAGAGGACAUUUGUACCUGUAACCUGCAGAUCAAGGCCGAGAAAAGAGCGAGUGAACCUGCAGCGAUGCCCGGGUUUGAUUACAAGUUUCUGGAAAAGCCAAAGAGACGCUUCCAGUGUCCGCUCUGCAGCAAGGCGAUGCGGGAGCCGGUCCAAGUGUCUACCUGUGGACACCGGUUCUGUGACACCUGUCUGCAAGAAUUUUUAAGUGAGGGUGUCUUCAAGUGUCCAGAGGACCAGCUGCCAUUGGACUAUGCCAAGAUCUACCCGGACCCAGAGCUGGAGCAGCAGAUCUUGGCGCUACCCAUCCGUUGCAUCCACAGUGAGGAGGGCUGCCGCUGGACCGGCCAGAUGAAACAGCUGCAGGGCCACUUCUCCACCUGCGCCUUCAAUGUGAUACCCUGCCCCAACCGCUGCUCCGUCAAGCUGACGCGCCGCGACUUGCCCGACCACCUGCAGCACGAUUGCCCCAAGCGCAAGGUCAAGUGCGAGUUUUGUGGCAGCGAGUUCACCGGUGAAGCCUAUGAGAACCACCAGGGUGUGUGUCCUCAGGAGAGUGUUUACUGUGAGAACAAGUGCGGGGCGAGGAUGAUGCGUCGUCUGCUGUCCCAACACAGCAUGGCGGAGUGUCCCAAACGGACACAGCCCUGCAAGUACUGCGGAAAAGAGUUUGUCUUUGACACAAUCCAGAACCACCAGUACCACUGCCCUCGCUUUCCUGUCCAGUGCCCAAAUCAGUGCGGCACACCCAACAUUGCCCGCGAAGAUCUGGCUAACCAUGUGAAAGACAACUGCGGCAGUGCGCUCGUUCUCUGCCCUUUCAAAGACGCUGGCUGCAAACAUAGGUGCCCCAAACUGGCUAUCGGUCGUCACCUGGAAGACACCACGAAGUCUCACCUCACUAUGAUGUGUAAUCUGGUGGGCCGUCAGCGGCAGGAGAUCCUGGAGCUGCGGAGGGAGAUGGAGGAACUAUCCGUCAGCCAUGACGGCGUUCUCAUCUGGAAACUCAACGACUACUCCCGCAAACUCCAGGAGGCCAAACUCCGAAGCAACCACGAGUUCUUCAGUCCGCCCUUCUACACUCACCGCUAUGGCUACAAGCUUCAAGUCUCGGCUUUCCUGAAUGGGAACGGCAGCGGCGAGGGUUCUCACCUCUCUGUCUAUAUCCGCGUGCUGCCUGGAGAAUACGACAACCUGCUGGAAUGGCCCUUCUCCUACAAGGUGACAUUCUCCAUCCUGGACCAGAGUGACCCUUCGCUUUCCAAACCCCAGCACAUCACUGAGACCUUCAACCCCGAUCCCAACUGGAAGAAUUUCCAGAAGCCCAGCAGCACCCGCAACUCGCUGGACGAGAGCACCCUGGGCUUCGGCUACCCCAAGUUCAUCUCGCAUGAAGAGAUCAAGAAGAGGAACUACAUCCGAGACAACUGCAUCUUUGUCAAGGCUUCUAUAGAGAUUCCCCAGAAGAUAAUGGCUUAAGAUCCAAUCUUUAUCUUUUUAUGAAGGAGAAAGAUGGGUUAAAAACUGGAACUGACACUUAACCUUGAAAACUUCUACAUACUUACCCUUUAGAUACUUUCUGCCCUUACAGCCUCUCCACUACAGAGCUUGAAGUUAGUCUGUUUGGCUGUGUGAGCUGACUCGGAGGACCUUGAUAUAUCACAGAGGAGAAAGUGUUUGGUCUGCAGAACCAUCACUCUCUGGUGUUUCUUUUUUUAUUUUUAUUUUUAUCUGUUUGCUGAUCUUUAUCACAGUCUACAACAAAAAGCCUUGGAAAUCAAACAGUGCCUAGAGAGUUUAUCUUAAGUUAUAUUUUUGUUGUUAUUUCCGCAGUACAGAUGUAAAAGAUUAUGAAAAUGAUAUAAAAUAGGGGUGAAGGGCUUCACUAAGCCUCUGCACUUAGAAUAGAACGAAAGUUAGAAGCUGGUUAGAGACGUCCCGUUUUAUCUGGGGUGAUCUUAAGAAGAAGGAGCUCAGCAGACUCAAGCUCAAGCCCAACUGCCUUUUGUUUACACGCUCGUACAGUAUACUCCCACUGAUCCCUUAACAAACACAGAGCCCUUGCUAAGAGACUACUUGUGAGGUUUGUGUACACACGAACAAAUGCAUCCAUGUUUUCAGGUGAGAAACUUGCAGCUUCAACCUUGGUGAUUUUCAUGUUUUACAUUU